AUGAAAUUCACCACUACACUCCUCGUUUCCGCAACGCUAGCUUCCACCGCGUUUGCGCACCGAAGAGAUGAUCUCCCACGAUGCUCCACUAACUCUGAUUUACCAUGUGCUUGCCCUGCCGGUACAGACUACUGGGAAUCUUCCACCUGGUCUGUAAUUGGCGCCAGCGCAAACGAUGUCAAGGACUUGAUUAUGGACUACUAUAAAUGCGCGUGGCUGGGAGUUGUGCCUUACGAAACGCAUGGUCCGGACAAUAAACCUGGUGUUUCGAUUCGGACUUCCUAUUUGCCUACGAAAUUAACCGACCUCAAAAUCGAUUCCCGCGGUGGUUUCAUCGAGAAAUUCGAGCAACUAGCCUCCACCGUACCCGUCGAAUAUAAUUCCGGCAAUGGCUCUUUCAGCGGAUACUGGGUCACGCUGGAGAGUACAUACAUAUUCAAAUACGAAACGGCGAUUCGAUGGAGCAUCUAUGCUUGUGAGACGGGACACGCGCGAAAUUUUGCCGUCUUUCAUGAGAAUGCUCUGAAGAAUGCCAGUAGUGUUCUGGCGGCACAGGGGAAAAUUAAGGGGAUUGAUUUGGUGCCUUAUUCUGUGCAAAACUUUUAG
Sclerotinia borealis F-4128 is the source of this 606-nucleotide messenger RNA. The record is from the annotation of a GenBank genome assembly. Lineage: Eukaryota; Fungi; Ascomycota; Leotiomycetes; Helotiales; Sclerotiniaceae.